GUCACUUCUUCGGGUAGCUCCCCAGCUCUGGAAAAUGAGCAUCUUCAAGGAAGCUGGAAGAUGUGCUUCACCAAAACAAGGGAGUAGUCAGUUGAAAACAUGGGAUACGGGACACAAGGAGAGCCAGUAAAGGAGAGUCGUGAAGGGGGUCUCCUUGAUGGUGAUGAAGGAAGAUCUCAGGAUGCCAGCAGUGCGCGCCAGGCAAACCAGCCCAGAUGUGAGCAGAGACCCCAGAAUCCAACAAUAGCGUGUAUACGUCCUUCAUGAAGUCUCAUCGCUGCUACGACCUGAUUCCCACAAGCUCCAAAUUGGUUGUGUUUGAUACUUCCCUGCAGGUGAAAAAAGCUUUCUUCGCAUUGGUUACUAACGGUGUACGAGCUGCCCCUUUGUGGGAUAGCAAGAAACAAAGUUUUGUGGGCAUGCUGACCAUCACUGAUUUCAUCAAUAUCCUACACCGCUACUAUAAAUCAGCCUUGGUACAGAUCUAUGAGCUGGAAGAACACAAGAUAGAGACUUGGAGAGAGGUGUACCUGCAGGACUCCUUUAAACCACUUGUCUGCAUUUCCCCUAAUGCCAGCUUGUUUGAUGCUGUCUCUUCAUUAAUUCGAAACAAGAUUCACAGGCUGCCAGUUAUUGACCCAGAAUCGGGCAACACCUUGUACAUCCUCACCCAUAAGCGCAUCCUCAAGUUCCUCAAAUUGUUUAUCACUGAGUUCCCCAAGCCAGAGUUCAUGUCCAAGUCUCUGGAAGAGCUGCAGAUUGGCACCUAUGCCAACAUUGCUGUGGUCCGCACUACUACCCCUGUCUACGUUGCUCUGGGUAUCUUUGUACAGCACCGAGUCUCCGCCCUGCCUGUGGUGGAUGAAAAAGGGCGCGUGGUGGACAUCUACUCCAAGUUUGAUGUUAUCAAUCUGGCAGCAGAAAAGACUUACAACAACCUAGAUGUGUCUGUGACCAAAGCCUUGCAACACAGGUCACAUUACUUUGAGGGCGUCCUCAAGUGCUACCUGCAUGAAACACUGGAGACCAUCAUCAACAGGCUGGUGGAGGCAGAGGUUCACCGACUUGUAGUGGUGGAUGAGAAUGAUGUGGUCAAGGGAAUUGUGUCGCUGUCAGACAUCCUGCAGGCUCUGGUGCUCAGAGGUGGAGAGAAGCCCUGAGCUAGGGGCGAGGGCCAGGCAGCACCAGGGGUUACGCCCGUUCACUGCCUGCACAAAGCUCUGGGAACCACAGACGAAACCUUGAGAAAAUUGUGACCCCCCUGACCUUCUACCCGGAAGCUGGGGAAGGUGUGGGGGAAGGAAGGUGAAUGGACUUGUAGCUGUCCCAUCCUCACACAUACACUUGAGGAAACCUUGCAACCUAGCCCAUCCUAACCCCUGACCUCUUAGACAUAGCCCUCAUUCCGGGUGAACUGUGGGCUCCCUGCCUCUUGGACAGAUUCUGAUCUCUGAGAGAUUUCAGGCCUCACCCAGCCUUUGCCUCUAUCUCCUUGACUCCCUCCACCCUAAGAUAAUAGCACAACUCUUCAUAAAAAUAUUUUUAUUCAUUCUGUUUCAUGCUGUAUGGAGGAGGCUGAGUCCAUUUAGUGACAUGUCUUCCAGUAAUGCAAACGGGAAGGACUGUGGGGAGGAAGACCUUUGGGUUCCUGCGCUAUAUUCCUGUGAAGGGAGGUGGGGUUAGAUGGGGGAGGAUGGUAGAGUGGUUAGCUGAAGCGAUUGCUUUUCAUGGCAAACCUAAUUAAAACGACGGGAACCUCUUCACAGUA
Artibeus jamaicensis (Jamaican fruit-eating bat) is the source of this 1768-nucleotide messenger RNA. It is a transcript of the gene PRKAG1, whose product is annotated as protein kinase AMP-activated non-catalytic subunit gamma 1. The transcript is spliced from 12 exons. The record is from RefSeq and is a predicted model, not a curated record. NCBI's taxonomy places the organism in Eukaryota, Metazoa, Chordata, Mammalia, Chiroptera, Phyllostomidae. The coding region runs from base 264 to 1160 and encodes 298 amino acids.